AUGGGCACCGUGGUCAUCUCGUGUGAAGUGGGCAACCGUCACGGAAGGGUCCAGUGGACCAAGGACGGACUCACACUAGGCUAUGAUCGUAGUCUACCUGGGUUCCCUCGCUACACUGUUCUGGGACACGAUUCCAACGGGAAAUUCAAUCUUCAAAUCGUGAAUGCCACCGUCAACGAUGAUGCCAUUUAUGAAUGUCAAGUGGGCCCAGCUCCCAACAGCAAACCCAUCCGAGCCAGCUCCAAACUCGACGUUCUCCUCCCGCCAACUAGGAUCGAGAUCGACGGUGUUCUCUCGGGUUCCAACUUGAGGGUGAAGGAACACGAGGAGGUGGAAUUACGAUGCACCGUAUACGAUGCUAGGCCUAAGGCUAAAAUCAUUUGGUAUCGUCAAAACUCCGAGUUCUAUACAGCUAAUCGCCAGGACGAGGAUCGACCCAGUGCCCUUGGAGGAGACGAAGGGCGGAUCACGUCGAUCAGUAUCAUCCGAUUUAGUCCCACCAAUAUGGACAAUGGGAUCACGUGGGCCUGUGAGGCCCAACAUAGUGCCAUCACUUAUGCUCCUCUCCGAUCCUCGGUCGUUUUGUCGGUUUUACAUCCGCCAGGGCCGCCAGAAAUCACGGGCUACAUCGAAGGAGAGACCAAGCGCUUGGGCCAACCCGUUACCCUCAACUGUAUCUCAUCAGGCGGUAAUCCCUUGGCCAACAUCUCUUGGUACCGAAAUGGUAUCCUGGUGGACACCUCACACACUGCGUCCGGAAGUGAAUCGAGGAAUACAUAUCCGUUUUUGGCCUCCACCGAGGACAACAAUGCUCAUUUCCGUUGUGAGGCCCACAACGAGCUCAGCGCCAAGCCCAUGGCCACCGAAAUCGUCCUGUCUGUCCAAUUUGCUCCAAACAGUUUGGACUUGCGUGGUCCGACUGAGGCCAAGAUCGGAGAAAUUAUCACCUACACAUGCUCAACGGCCAAUUCCAAUCCACCCGCCACCAUUCAAUGGAUCGUGGGGAACAAGACCCGACAAGCCGAUCAUACUUAUAGCGUAACCUCGCCCUCGGGAGGGUGGAUUACCCAUUCGAAUAUUACUGUGUCCCUCGGACCCAGUGAUCGAAAUAAAAUGAUCAUCUGCAAUGGACUGAAUUCCGAACUGAAUGACAUCAAAUCCGAAUCGAGAAUGCUCUCUGUCAUCUACCCCCCCGGAACUCCUAAGAUUCAGGGACUCGGUGACGAAGACGUGUUGACCGCUGGCGUUUUGAAACGAGUCACGUGCACUUCCUUGGCUGGAAACCCAUUAGCCACACUCAAGUGGUUCCUGAACGACAGGCCUUUGGAAUCAUUCGAUUCCACCAAGGACAACUAUGCCUCUGCAGAGCUGGAAUUUGUGCCAAGAAAUGCCGAUAAUGGAGCCUCAUUACGCUGUGAGGCCAGCAAUGCGGCCCUCACGGACCCGCUGAGUGCCACCAAACAUGUCAAGGUGCAAUUCUCGCCCAAGUUCGUCAAAAUAGCCCUGGAUCCGGAACACCCGCAGUCUGGCAUGAAUGUCACGUUGAGUUGUGAGACCGAUAACAGCUAUCCUGCCUCGGAGUUGGCCUGGUGGCACAAUGGUGAGCGCCUUCAGAGUGCCACUGAUAUGGUUCUAGAUGGCGACUUUGGAGGCUACAUAACCACCAGUUAUCUUCAAUUGAGCCUGACCGCCCAACAUGAUGGAGCCGUUGUGACAUGCGAAGCCUCCAACCCCGCCGUUCAAAACCGCGUCCAUGAUGCAAUUACCCUCUCUGUUGCCCAUAAACCCGUGUUUAUCCGAGAGUCGAACGAGCCUUUCCGAGUCAUCGAAGGUCAAUCUGCCACCAUCAACAUGACAGCCAUAGCCAACCCUUCGGCCUUGACCUACGAAUGGACCCGGGUGGACAAUGAGGUGGAGAAUACCGAGAUCUUGAGCGCCAGAGUUGCAUUGCAGAAAGAUGGGGUUUUCAAGAUAGCCCGUGUCGAAAGAAAUGACGGCGGCUAUUACACUGUCACCGCGAAAAACCAGGAAGGGACCACUCAAGCCAAAAUCGAAAUCGAGGUGCUCUAUCCACCCAGCAUUGUGAACAUCACUCAUCGUGUCCUUGUGGGACCGGGUGAACCGGCUCAUCUGGAGUGUGCCGUUGAUGCCAUGCCUCUGGGUUCGAAAACGAUUCGUUGGGAGCGCGACAAUUACGAUCUAGCCUCAAGAACGAAAACCACAAUGGGAUCGCCAGCAACGACUUUGGAUGGCAAUGCCAACUCGAAUAUCGGCGUAGUUCUACUGACUGUAUUGAAUGCCACGGCUGAAGACUCCGGGAUGUUUUGGUGCGUGGCCGACAAUGGGAUUGACAAUGACGAAGGGACUCCUCGAGUGCGAAAUGGAAGCCUUCUCAUGGUCAGACACAAGCCCAUCAUGAUCGAGAAUCCUGUGAUCUCCAAAGCCGCUGCAGAUAUCAAAGACACUGGUCAUUUGAUCUGUGAAGCCCGUGGAGUACCCAACGUCACAUUUUCAUGGAUGAGAGUGGGCGGGGCUUACAUCGUUCCCAGCAACCCUCGGGCACCCGAAAAGAAAUUCUCGAUGACAGAGUCCAUGAUCGACCCCUUGACCUGGCGAUCCGAGCUCUUCAUAUUUAACGUGUCCAACAAUGAUUAUGGCGCCUACGAGUGUGUUGCUCGAAACACAGAGGGAGUGUCCCGUCAUCGCGUUCCCCUGGAUGUCAAGAGUCGUCCAGAUCCUCCUUCAUCCCUACAGAUUGUAAAUGUGACGCACGAAUCUGUUUCUUUGGUGUGGACACCCGGUUUCCACGGGGGCAUGGAGCAAUAUUUCAGGAUCAAAUACCAUGAGCCAGACUAUUCCAAUAAUCCCAGAUUUCACGAUGUCUACCCGGCCAAUACGCACCAAGUGAAAUUGGUUGGACUCAGACCGGGAAAGCAAUACUCAAUGGCCGUCAUGGCCUUCAACAACUUGGGCGAAUCAAACUACAGCAUGAACCCAAUCCUGGUUCGAACGACCACCUUACCGGAAAGACUAAAUCAUAACGAAUCGGCCAUGGCCAUACAACCACAUCAGACUAAUGAUCCUGAAGCAGCCUCCAAUCACGAAAUAGGUGACUCUUCAGGGGGAUACGCCUCCAAUGUCGAGUCAUCUUUCUCCAUUACGGCUGCAUUGCUUGGGCUCAUAAUCGCGGUUAUUAGUACCGUGAUACUUGUCAUAGCCAUUGCCCCAUUGUGUCGUUAUAAAGCACGGGAUUGGGCUGUGGCCGCCACUGGAAUAGGCAGUGUGCCCAAUUCUGCCACAACCCAAAGAUUAGUCGGGAGUACUUCCACGGGUAGUACAAAGUCGGCCCAAAUGGAGCUCUACACAACGAGUAGCGUUUACAACGAGACCAUGUCAGGAGGAGAAACCCUCAGCUCGAUAUCCGAGAAAAGUUGCAUAUCAGGACCCAAUAAUCAACACGGAAUCAUGACCAAGGCCACUUUAGGCAACAAUAUCAAUGACUGUCAACAGCAGACCGCCUUCAUGGAUGAUUGUAUGGGCACUCACAACUUCAAUGGCUACCUCAUGGACCACCCAAUGCAAAGGUCCAUGACAUCGGAUCAAAUUCAUACCAUCUACGGCAAUCUACCUUCGGUAACGAUGACCAACCCUUUGGUCAACAAUCCCUAUGUGCACCGAGGUCUGCCUUCAUCCGCGACCGUGGACGGUGGAAUGUCCCAAUUAGGGAGCCAUGGCCACAACUCCAAUGACGACACCAUGAUGGCCGAAGAAGACGAUGUCAUGGCCUUGUACAGUGUGGUAAACAAGCAACCCAUGCGACACCAUCCUAUGGACACUUUGGGAUUCCAUCGUCCACUGGUUCAAGCCUCGCCACAAACGAUGCCCAGGUUGUUGGCCCCGCAUCAGGUGUCGGGCAAUCCCAAUUACGAGGACACAGAGUCCGAGUACGCUGUGGAAUUGAGGCGACAAGCUUACCUUCAAUCUCUUGCAGGUGAUCAGGGUGGCUACGGAAGUCAGAUGAGCGGUGCUUCGUCUUCGGGAAACUCGUCUCUUCCUCCCCCGCCUCAGCUGAUGCAGCCCGGAAUCCCUCCCAAUAACUUUUAUCCUGUCCCGACCACGGGCCCGUAUGCCCCAUCCCCCAACCCUCAUAUGACUCCACCCACGUCCGUGGUGGAGGGGCCCCUUUGUGCCAGUUCUCCUAAGCGAACUGUGUCGGCCUUUACGACAUUUGGUCAGCAUCAAAAUGGUAUUAGCAAUGUGCCUCGAUUCAGUUCCACUGGAAGCAGUACGAGCAGUGGAUCUCCCGCUCCGCAGCAUCCUAAUCCCACACCCAUCCCUGCCAGUGGGCAUUUGGUGUAACACAAAAAGAAAUGUCCGCCUCAGUGCUAAAACAACCGCCAAAGUCAAUAAGUCCCUCUAAUCUAGUCCCCAACCCCUUGAUGACAGGAAACGCGCCAGCCGCAGAGAAAGUGAGAGUGAACCCGUCAUCGCUGGAAUAGGCCUAGCUGCUUUGUAUCUGCCAGUGCAUUUGGGAAGGUGACAACAAUAUCAUCAUUUUUAAUCAACUACAUUUGCCAGUACAUCUCGCCCACAACUGUGAUACUCGGAUUUCCCAAACCGAUUUGUGUUGUUCAUUUUUGCGUUUCUCGGAUUGCACGAAGCCUUCCUGCGCAGUGGGGCUGCCUUCCGCAGUUUCUUCAGUCUCGUAUGAUGAGGAAAUUUUGGUUCGGUUUCUAUGAUUUCAAUCCAACCUAAACGAGUUUAUGCCUUUUAUACUCAACCACGAUGGAAAACUCAAGAUCCAUUUCGACAAUAAAUGCCUAUUUCACUUGA
Molecule: messenger RNA, 4833 nt
Organism: Tigriopus californicus
Lineage: Eukaryota; Metazoa; Arthropoda; Copepoda; Harpacticoida; Harpacticidae
Product: synaptogenesis protein syg-2-like
Exons: 16
Coding region: 1-4359 (1452 amino acids)
Biological process (GO): cell-cell adhesion
Cellular component (GO): cell-cell junction
Molecular function (GO): cell adhesion molecule binding
Source: RefSeq, a predicted model, not a curated record